Messenger RNA from Daphnia pulex (common water flea), 1786 nucleotides. RefSeq lists its product as uncharacterized. The transcript has 2 exons. The coding region runs from base 37 to 1746 and encodes 569 amino acids. The record is from RefSeq and is a predicted model, not a curated record. NCBI's taxonomy places the organism in Eukaryota, Metazoa, Arthropoda, Branchiopoda, Diplostraca, Daphniidae.
CGCCGCAUUCUGACCGAUAUCUACUCAAACAACAUCAUGGACUUUGCCGUCGGACAAGACUCAGUUCAAAUCCAUCCAACAGCCGGAGUCCGACAAGGAGAUCCAUUAAGCAGCGUCGUCUUCAAUCUGGCGGCAGAACCGAUCAUCAGGACAGUAAAAUCAAACAACAACGGGUUCGCAGUCUACCAGUCAAGAGUGUCCACUUCGUCCUAUGCAGACGACAUUGCCAUCGCAGGAUCUUCAGUCAGCGAAAUCCAGGGAACUCUCAAUGCCACCGAGAACACGGCAACCUCACUCGGCUUGAGAUUUAAUCCUAACAAAUGCACGUCACUCACACUCAUUAAUGGCAAAUCUUCUGUAGAUAACCCACUGAAACUCGGAGACUCCCAAAUAAGGGCCCUAGCCGAGGACGAACAGGAAAACUAUCUAGGGACUCCACUAGGCUCACGACUAACCUUCCGACCCACCACGUCACUUCUCGGAAAUUUGAUAAAGAUUGGCGACUCCGGUUUGGCUCCCUGGCAAAAGCUGGAAGUGUACAGAAGUGUACUACUCCCAUCACUUUCCCACCACCUUGCAUCGGGAAGAGUCGAGAAAAGAUCCCUCUACGACCUGGACGUCGCCUGCAGAGAUUUCCUUCGCAAGGUAGCCUGUGUCCCUAUGUCCGCUAACACUGCUUUUUUCUACUCAGAUCGCCGCGUGGGAGGACUUGGAGCUCUCCCCCUCACAGACGAGGCUGACAUUUGGACCCUGGCAAGAGCACUGCAACUCCUAGAUAGCAAAGACAAGAACGUCAGUGAAGUGGCAAUGGCACAACUAGAAGAAACCAUCAAAUUGGGAUACGGCAGGAACGAGGUCCCCUUUCCACUUCCUAUUAACGAGUACUUGGCAGGUUCCAUGGAAAAGGGACUUGGAGCAAUCAGACAUGGAGGAGCAUCGAUGAACCUUUGGACCCGCGCAAGGAAGGCCUCGGGCUGUUUGAAGAGGAUAAGGAUUGAUGUAUCCGGCGAAGAGUACAGCAAAGUUAUCGCCGAUGACAUCUCCACAAUCUCCAUCAAGGCAGUCAGAGGACUCCGGACCGCGAUGAGGCAAAGGUGGACAAGCAGACUCCUGUCAGCUCAACAAGGAAAGACGGCAACCGGAUUAGCUCUUGACAUGGCCAAGGAGAACGCAGGUCUCUUAUCAUGCCGAACGCCACUGUCCUUCCAGGAAUGGCACUUUCUCCACAAGGCGAGACUAGGGAUACUGCCAGUCCGAGGUGGCCCAGGAUCAAAGUCGACAGUCAAAACCUGUCGACUAGGACUGAUGGCGGAAGAAACGGAGAAACUUGGCCACACCGUCUCCGUCAACCUCGCCGUGGACAACUCCGGACUCAGACCAGACCUGGUGGUCACUUCCACCAACCCUCCCAUCAUCAUCGACGUCACGGUUCCCCUCAGCAGCGCGGAUGGACUCGAGAAGGCACAGGCAAGGAAAAUUGAAAAGUACAAACAUCUUGGUGUGGUACUCCCUCUCGUGGUUGGUUCACUAGGGUCCUGGCUCCCAAGCAACGAUGAGAUAUGUCUUGCCCUGGGAUUCUCGGGUAGAAAAUGGCAGAGCCUCAAGAAGAAGAUGAAACUACUGGCCAUCCAAGGAACAACUCAAAUCAUAGCCAAACAUCUGGCAUACCAGACCGAAGCAAGCGAUCCCGAACCCGAAGAAGAAGAAGCAGAAGAGGGCGCAAGUCCUCCCUCUUCCUCAAACUAAGGGUUUUUUAACGUAGCGUUGACACGUCGUCUCGCGAACU